AUGUCGGCCCUCACUCCCAAGCCUGGAAACGAUAUUCUCCUCGAUGUUUCCACCCCGUUGUCUACCGAAACCAAACCACCGUCAAUGGCUAGCUGGCCCAUCACUCCGGCCAGCAGUGCCGCUUCUUCAUCGACAACCCCCGAAGUUUCGCCGGAAUCGCGUGGCAACUCAGCGAAACAGAGAAUCGAAAAGGUGCGCCGGGCCCGCAUCAAGAAAGCGACGACCGAGUUGCGCGACCUUCUUCUCUCUAAGGAGCUAGCAAACACCAAGCUCGAGUCCUGUGACAUCUACGAAGAGGCCGUAAAAUGCAUCAAGAAGCUGCGUGCAGGGAAGAAGGAGAAAAAGGAUCAAAACAAGGAGGCGCAGGAGGCGGAAGAGAUGAAAGUGAAGCUGUACCAGGCGUACAUGCAGGGAUGUGUCGAUACGGCAAAUAACUACUCGAAUUGGCUGGCAGCUGCUGUUGCCUCUUUUCCAGUGAUGCAGCUCAAUGGAAUGAACCCAGAGUUCAUCUUCGGAAUGUCGCAAGUCCCUGCAGCGACAUCAGCCGAUGCUUUGUACGACAGGCUUCGCCAGAUGCCAUCAGUGGUCAUCAACCCACAUCAGCCCCAACAGCCAAGUACGACAAGCCAACAG
Molecule: messenger RNA, 633 nt
Organism: Mesorhabditis spiculigera
Lineage: Eukaryota; Metazoa; Nematoda; Chromadorea; Rhabditida; Rhabditidae
Source: the annotation of a GenBank genome assembly